UCUCACAUAAAGACUGAGGAAGACCCUGCCCUCUCCUCACUUCUCUGGACUUGGCCCUGAGCUGCACCUGGUCCACUGGGGUAGGCGGGGCGAUGGGGAACCUGUUUAUGCUCUGGGCAGCUCUGGGCAUAUGCUGUGCUGCAUUCAGUGCCUCUGCCUGGUAAGUCCUUUCCCAACCCUCACUCCUUGCCAAGGAGGCCCCCAUUGUCUCAUCCCCAUUCACCUCUGCCUUACUUUUUGUCUUUUUGGUAGGUCAGUGAACAAUUUCCUGAUAACAGGUCCCAAGGCCUAUCUGACCUACACGACUAGCGUGGCCUUGGGUGCCCAGAGUGGCAUUGAGGAGUGCAAGUUCCAGUUUGCUUGGGAACGCUGGAACUGCCCUGAAAAUGCUCUUCAGCUCUCCACCCACAACCGGCUGAGAAGUGCUACCAGAGAGACUUCCUUCAUACAUGCUAUCAGCUCUGCUGGAGUCAUGUACAUCAUCACCAAGAACUGUAGCAUGGGUGACUUCGAAAACUGUGGCUGUGAUGGGUCAAAAAAUGGAAAAACAGGAGGCCAUGGCUGGAUCUGGGGAGGCUGCAGUGACAACGUGGAAUUUGGGGAAAGGAUCUCCAAACUCUUUGUGGACAGUCUGGAGAAGGGGAAGGACGCCAGAGCCCUGAUGAAUCUUCACAACAACAGGGCCGGCAGACUGGCAGUGAGAGCCACCAUGAAAAGGACGUGCAAAUGUCAUGGCAUCUCUGGGAGCUGCAGCAUACAGACGUGCUGGCUGCAGCUGGCUGACUUCCGGGAGAUGGGAGACUACCUAAAGGCCAAGUAUGACCAGGCGUUGAAAAUUGAAAUGGAUAAGCGGCAGCUGAGAGCUGGGAACAGCGCCGAGGGCCACUGGGUGCCCGCUGAGGCCUUCCUUCCUAGCGCAGAGGCGGAACUGAUCUUUUUAGAGGAAUCACCAGAUUACUGUACCUGCAAUUCCAGCCUGGGCAUCUAUGGCACAGAGGGUCGUGAAUGCCUACAGAACAGCCACAACACAUCCAGGUGGGAGCGACGUAGCUGUGGGCGCCUGUGCACUGAGUGUGGGCUGCAGGUGGAAGAGAGGAAAACUGAGGUCAUAAGCAGCUGUAACUGCAAAUUCCAGUGGUGCUGUACGGUCAAGUGUGACCAGUGUAGGCAUGUGACCAUGUCCAACCCAGCUGUGCUGCUGGGAAUCAGGAGAAUAGAAGCAAAAAAUGAAAGAGUUCUGUUCAGACUCCUGAAGAGCAGCCUGUGGCUACAAAUCUAUGCUGAUAAAUGAGGUAAAGACCACAUAUCUGCCUACUGGGAAGUUUUAGAGUGUUGGAUUAUUUUUCCCCCAAGUAUGCGCUUUUGAAAAGUUCUUCCUCCAGCCUGGACAACAUAGGAAGACACCAUCUCUACACAAAAUUUAACAAUUAGCUAGGUGUGGCGGCACUUGCCUGUAGUCCUAGAUACUUAGGAGGCUGAGGUGAAAGGAUCACUGGAGCCCAGGAGAUUGAGACUACAGUGAGGUGUGAUUGUGCCAUUGCACUCCAGCCUGGGCAACAGAACUGAGACCCUGUCUAAAAAAUAAAUAAAUAAAUAAAUAAAUAAAUAAAUAAUAAAGAGAAAAGAAAAUAAAUUCUUCCCACCCACACCUGGGGAAACCAGCACCCAGUAUAACCUGGGGGUCUUUGCAGCUCAUAAACCAUCUCUGGAGCCAUGGAAAGGGAAUCGUGGCAGUCAGUGGACAGGCGACUAUGACCUACCCAGACAAGGUCCCACAAGAGCGAUGCUCCUCAGAGAGCUGGGGACUCCUCUGUUGUUUUCCCAGAUUAAGAACUCAACUGUAUUUUGCAAUAAAUGCUUCUAAGAUAUAUCCAGCUGGGACUUCUAUUACUCCCUUUGGAAACCUUAAGAUCAAAAAGGGAGUAAGAAACCCUGCUUCUGUAUCCCAGUAAUCCGCCAGGAUAAAGGAGAAACUAGAAAUAUCCAACUCCCUUGAUUUCAGUGUUUGGCAGGUAAUAAAAAAUUGAGACCCAGACACUGGUCAACAAGAAAACAAUACAGACUCCCAGAAUUAGAAAGUGUUAUUUUAAUGCAACCUAGGUAACUUGGGGAGUAAGGAAGCCCUUUGAACUUGGGCCAUAUUCAAAGUGUGUUUGCCCUCUUAACUUGGGCAUCCUGGGGUGUCUGUACACCAAGACCUGGGCCCCAGGGCAAGAGACAAAAAGAGUUGUGGAUUCUACCUACCUGCAUUUGCACUUCCACAUCUUCCAAUGGUAAUCUUUGGAGGAGGGGUAGUUUCCCAUAAGGAGAGCCCUGGGAGCUUAGCCACUGGUUUCCUAAAUCUGAAUAUCUCAGCCUUGGGAAUCUCUGCUGUCUGCACAGGCUUGCACCCUGCCUAGAGGAGAUAUUUUGAAUAUGUUGAAUAAAAAGUAAAAAUGAUCACCAAAAAUGGGAAAAAAAAACCCUAGCUUAUUGUUUUAAAUUAGAAAACAAUUUAAGUGUUCAAAGUAGGAUAAACAAGUAAAUCAUAACCUUACAGUAUUAACCACUAAAAUAUUCUUGAGAAAUACUUAGUAAUAUGGAAAACACACAUGAUAGAAUUAAGUGAACAAAGUUGAUUGCAAAAUGGCAUGUUCAGGAUGAAUCCAAUUUUGUUUUUGUGGCAAUGUGCAAAUAUUUGCCAUUAUGUGGUACCAAAGUAGAGUGAUUUGUUUUCCUUUUGUGUUUUUCUGUAUUUUUACGUUUGCCUACAAUAAAUAUUUGUUG
Molecule: messenger RNA, 2766 nt
Organism: Symphalangus syndactylus (siamang)
Lineage: Eukaryota; Metazoa; Chordata; Mammalia; Primates; Hylobatidae
Gene: WNT8A
Product: Wnt family member 8A
Biological process (GO): neuron differentiation; cell fate commitment; multicellular organism development
Cellular component (GO): extracellular region
Molecular function (GO): cytokine activity; frizzled binding
Source: RefSeq, a predicted model, not a curated record